UUGCCGCAGUGCAUGACACGCGCCGGAAAGUCCGAUUUCCACCCUUGUUUCGAGUGGAGCUCGUUAGCACCGCCUCCAAACGCGCAAACGAAUGAAAUUUUCCGUCCCUUUCUCCCGAGACAAGUGCAGCAUCCUUUUUCGUCCAGCAUCCUGUAGUUGAUACAAUCGUAAUCGUAGCUUAUUUAUUCAAGGGCAGUUAACAAUUGUGUUUUCCGCGAGAAUAUCUAUAACUAUGUGUUUUAUCGGCGAACAACUCAUUAACGGGCUGUAAAAUUCAUUAAGUGCUGUAUAUGUGUAUUAGCUACUGAUGCGAUGGAAUUUUCAUUCAUCAACAAGGCGAACUUCGACAAGGAUUGUUUAUACAAUGCGAAUUCUGAGUUUUAUAACAAUAGUGCCAAUGGGGGACUGUCCGUCGCUAACCACAUGAAUCACUAUAAUCUAAUGAUUGACUCCAGCUAUAAGCUAUGUGCGAAUGAGACUGCAAUAAGGAGUUCUCUAAACCAGGAAUCGAGCUUACUAUUUUCCAAAAUCACCACAGUUUCGGAAUUUUAUCCUGCAACUCAUAACAUUGCUUCUUAUAACUCUGACUUCCAUCUUAAAUCUUAUGGAGAUGACGGUUUGAGCUUGACAGAUAAAUCGAAACAGAGAAGGAUUCGGACUACUUUUACAUCUAACCAACUAAACGAGCUGGAAAAGAUCUUUUUGGAGACCCAUUAUCCAGAUAUUUAUACCAGAGAAGAGAUCGCAUCAAAACUACAUUUAACCGAAGCCAGAGUUCAGGUAUGGUUCCAAAACAGAAGAGCUAAAUUUCGCAAACAGGAGAGACAUGCCAUUUACAUAAUGAAAGACAAGUCCAUUAAAAUGGAUGGGCGAAAGAAUCCUGCAGCUGGCUCAAAAUAUCUAAGUCCAUCUCUUAAGGGAUCGCAAAAUGCCCGUCAAAUGAAAUGCUUAUAUGAUCAAAUAUAGAAAGUGCUAAUAUCGAUGUAAAUAUUAGUAUACAUUUUGAGGAAAACAAUUAUUUUGAUAUUAAUUUUACUUACUAUUUUGGAG
This is a messenger RNA of Drosophila gunungcola (fruit fly), 1050 nucleotides long. RefSeq names its product homeobox protein ceh-17 (gene PHDP). The record is from RefSeq and is a predicted model, not a curated record. Lineage: Eukaryota; Metazoa; Arthropoda; Insecta; Diptera; Drosophilidae. The transcript has 3 exons. Gene Ontology annotation, biological process: regulation of transcription by RNA polymerase II. Gene Ontology annotation, molecular function: RNA polymerase II transcription regulatory region sequence-specific DNA binding; DNA-binding transcription factor activity, RNA polymerase II-specific. Bases 313 to 966 code for a protein of 217 amino acids.